GCUGCACGCAUUUUUUCUAUACUGUCCUCGAGCUUGUAAUUCCAAUGCACCAUGUAAUUCCGUGUCUGGCUCUCACCACCGAAGUGAGCCGGGGGUGCCAUGGGGCAGUUGCCAGUCAUUCUCUUGCUUGUAGCACCACUCUUCCCGUGCGCCUUCAUCCCCGUUGCCAAUGUAUCCCCCAUUGCUCUGUUGUCCACGAAGUACUCGUCACAGUCUAGACGGCGAGGGGUCCCUAGAGCCAUUCAGACAUGGCACUGCCCAUCCCACGAGCAGCGAGACGUAGGUAUGGAGUACAUACCUAUCCGUACACUAUCCGAACACUGCUGCUCACAAGCGGUCAUUCCUGUGUUGAGGUGCCCGUAUCAGAGUACCUAAAGAUGCCCCGUUCUACUCCAUACUCUUGCCUCAAGUACUCUGUGCUGCCAGCUGAACACUUUUAAUCCCCUCCCCGUCUCGUCUCGUCUUGUAUCUCUGAGGUGUACAUCCAAACUGGACAAGCUGCGCUUGGGACCUCUGGUGUGGACAGAAUACAUGAUACCUACUGCGUAAUGUCAGCAAACGAUACCUGCGAAAUAUUACUGAACCGUCAACCGACACGAUGUUCUAUUCCUCAAUUCACCUAGUGUCCAGAAAAGGUGGGUGGUGCU
Molecule: messenger RNA, 647 nt
Organism: Colletotrichum acutatum
Lineage: Eukaryota; Fungi; Ascomycota; Sordariomycetes; Glomerellales; Glomerellaceae
Exons: 1
Coding region: 100-375 (91 amino acids)
Source: RefSeq, a predicted model, not a curated record